CAAACAAACUAACACAUUUACAAUAUUGGUUAGACGCAAGUGUUGGACAUGAGGAUUAUGAUCCUGAUUUGUCAAUUGUAUCUUCUGUUGUAACACUCAUAUUGCUUGUUUAUCUAUUGUUGAAUUUCGGCUCGAUUUUGGAGUUCGCAGCCUCCAUAGUUCGAACCAAGGUUUUGGAGGUCCGGACCAGUGCUUGUUACGCGUUUCUGGAGCAAUCUGUUAUUUUGGCCCGCGGUUUGGUCCGGACCAAUUCGUCCGGACGAACCUCAGCACCUUAGGGCGUUCGGACCUCGUCCUGACUUUGUCCGGACAAACUUCGGCUGAUUGUUCCAGAUUUGAUCGUCGCUCUCUGAUAUUUUGAUCCGGACCGCCGUACACUUGGUCCGGACCAGCGGGCAUGCAGAACAGAGCGUUUGACUUCUUUUUUAGGGUUUUUUUGGGGGCUCCAAAGCCCAAUAUGAUUAGGACUUGUUAGGUAACUUAUCUUUGGGUAUAAAUACACUUGUUAUGCCUCUUUAUUGGUAUGAGAGCAAAUAUAUUAGGCAAUUGAUUAAGCUUUGAGAGAAUUGCCUCCUUGUUUUGGCUUUUGGCAGGAGAGAGUUCUGCAGACUUCUUCUUUGUAGCUCUCUUUGAGCAUUCGUAUUUGAUUAGUGAAGCCAUCGAUCGAUUGCCUGUGGACUAGGCUUACAUCCCAAAGUAAGACCGAACCACGUAUAUCUGUGUGCCUGUCUCUCCUUUUGUUUGAUUUCUCUCUCCUUCUCUCACAUUUGGUUUGAUUAGAUUGGUUUGCUUCACACAUCUGUUUGUUUUUCGAUUCAAUAUUCGUAAUCAGUGUCUGUUUGUUCGGCUUCCACACAACAUCUAUUUCUUACCAUGAUUAGGUUCGUCUAACUGCAUCUGUUUCUAUUCUGAAAUUGGCAUUUUCUCUCCUUUUUUCGUUACUAUUUCAGUUUUCUAAAAUCAAUUGGGAUUUCUUAGUCGUUGUCUGUAUCGCUGAAUCGUUGUUUCCUUUCGUUUCAUCUUAGAUCUAUGGAUGGUGUACAAGAGUUUAUUAGGUUAGGGACUAAGCCUAACUUUUUUUUAUUUUAUAUUAAAAUAAGCUGUAGUACCCUACCCCAACCCGACUCUCACCAUGAAUAGAAGUGUCAACAUCCUCUAGAGUUGAACUCACAAUCUCAUUGCACUAAAAUACAGCUACACAAUCGUUAGGCUCAACUGUAGUACCCAUUUUUCGCUGAUAAUGGCGUGGAUAAUUUUAUGUUCUGUUGUACAUCCCUUUUAGAUAAGGAUUAAGCUUAUCUUGAACGUCAUCUAUGGUUUCUGCAACUAUCUCUGAGGCGUCACAGUUAAACACAAAAAUGAAAUGUUGAAAGAUUUUACGCAGUUUCUCACUUUUGUUGUUAAUUUUCUUGUUUUUGAACUUGGUUUUCUUGAUACUUUGUUCCAUGUUAUUAUACUAACCCCAACCCAAGGGCCAACGCAACCCAUCAAUAAAAGUAUCAACAUGCUCUAUGUAGGAGUUGAACUCACAAUUUUAUUGCACUUAAAUACAACUACACAAUCCUUGGGCCGACUAUCCCAGUUAGGCUCAACUUGUAAAUUUGUAGAUUUAUUAAUGGCGAGGAUAAUAUUAUGUUCUGUUGUACAACCCUUUUAGAUAAGGUUUAGGCUCAUCUUAAACGUUCUCUAUGGUUUCUGCAACUAUCUGAGUGUAUAUCCGCAUUCAAAAUUAACCACAAAAAGGAAAUUUUCAAAGAUUUUUCGUAGUUUCUCACUCUUGUUGUUACUUUUGUUGUUUUUGAACUUAGUGUUACUGAUACUCUGUUCCGUGUUAUUCUGUAGAUAGAAAAACUUACAUAUUUUUUAUCAUUUCAGUUUUAAUGAAUCAAUUGAAACUGCUGAUAAGUCAUUGCGUUUGAGGCUUGGUCCUUUAUGAAAUGCAAUACCUUCAACCAGGGUUUUUUUUUGGCAGAGAAUCCAUGAAAAGAGGAAGAAACCCGAGGGCUUUCAAUGCACAUGAAGUUGACAAAGAAUUGGAUGAACUCAAAAAACAUGGAAAACUGUAUUUGGGUCCGUCCAUGGCAGACCUCCCAAGGCCUCUCUCCUUGUGUAUUCUGCUAAGACUCCCUACAAAGAGACUACUAGUAUGCAGAUGUGUUUGUAAGACUUGGCGAAAUAUAAUAUCUGACCCUCAAUUUGCAAAACUCCACUUUUCGAAGGCAGAGGCGUUUCCUCUUGUCCGAUCUUUAUCCCCUACCCACAUAUCAAGAAACCUUUACUUGGUUGAGCCACCUGAACACAGCUCUGGUUUUGAUCUGCGUGACUGCUGUGAUUGUUAUGGAUAUUCUUCGUCCGAGUGCCAUUUUCACAUGAAGCUUGAAACCAAGUUAAAGAUCCCACUUCGAAAUGAGGAACUAGCGAUGAACAGUGAAGGGGAUGUGAAUGUGAGUGGUAACUCUAAAGGUGGGGUUAAACGAAAGCGGUGCAUCAAGUUGAGGCCCAAGGAUCACAAGCUCAAUUUGGUGAAUUCUUGCAAUGGGUUUCUUUGUUUGUCUGAGCCAUCAAGGAAUGAUCCUGUUGUCGUGUGCAACCCAAUCACUGGGGAGUUUAUAAACCUUCCGGUCCUUACAUCAGCAGAUGAGAGUUUUUCUAGAAAGUUUUGGGAUUGUGGUUUAGGAUUCAGUCCAAAGACAAAUCAGUACAAGGUGAUUAGGAUGUUUGAUCAACAAGAACAGGUCAAUGAACGUAUUCGUGAUCCCAUUACAGGCAGGGAAAGUUUUAGUCCAAGGGUGGCUGAGAUACAUACAUUGGGAACGGAGUCAUGGAAAAGAAUUGGGUGCGCACCUUCAUCAACGUACGGAUAUAAGCUCGAAUUCCCCUCUUAUCUUAAUGGUGCUCUUCAUUGGCUUGUUAUGGACUACAAUAGCUCUGAAUAUAUAACUUCUUUCAAUUUUGACAAGGAGAUAUUCCAACCAAUUCCACCACCUCCACUCGAACGUGGCAUGAUUGGCUGGGAGUGGGAGACUAUGAAGGACAUUGCGUUGGGUGCAUUGAAAGACAGGCUUUGCAUAUGUCAUCAUGAUUAUGUUUCUUUUGAAAUUGAGGUAUGGGUGAUGAAAAAAUAUGGUGUCCGAAAAUCUUGGAAAAAUGUGUUUCGUAUUGAUACCACAACUAAGGAGUCAAGGUGGCUUCAUGGCGUGUAUGAACCGAUAAGUUACUUGAGAAACGGAUCUAUCCUGUUUUUUCAUCGUUUUGCCAAUGCUGUGGUUUAUUAUAAUGCCAAAGGGCGGUUCAGUUCUCUCAAGUUUCUGAAGAUUCGUGGGGUUAAAUCUAAAUAUGAAGCAAUUGCUUAUACUCCAAGCUUCAUCUCACUCAAUAAUGCAGUGAUAGGAGAUAAUCUGGCCACGUUGAAUGUCGCGUCAAGGUGUGCAGGAAUGAAACUGCAGGGCGAGACCAAAGCUCUUUUCUUAAGAGAGGAAGAUGAAGAUUGGGAUUCGGAUUUUGAUUAGUCAUCCGAUCCUGAUAAUGACGUUACUGACUAGCUAGUGCUGGUUGCAAAAUUGAUGAAGGGGCGAGUAAUGGAGGCACAAUUUAUGCAGCCAAUAAGAGUGUUGAGUUUUUGCAGUUCAAGCUUAUAUCGAGAAUCCUUUCCAUUCUCAUUUCUGAACUUCUUGUUUUGGUUUCUUUGAGCUUGUUUUUGGAUCAAGGAUUUGGAGGAAAAGGGAAAUUAAACGAAAACCGUAUUGCUGGCGUUCUGGAUUCAAUAUCUUGUUUUCACUGUACUUUUCUUUUGCCUCUAUGAAUCAGGUUUUGCUAAUCCUUGAUCCAAGUAUGUAUCAGCUGAAGACGGUUCGUGGGGAUAGAAAGACAUAACUUUUGUGGGUUUGAACUUGUUUAAUAUGUUAUUUCCACUAUCUAAUCAUCCA
Molecule: messenger RNA, 3926 nt
Organism: Rhododendron vialii
Lineage: Eukaryota; Viridiplantae; Streptophyta; Magnoliopsida; Ericales; Ericaceae
Product: F-box/kelch-repeat protein At3g06240-like
Exons: 2
Coding region: 1938-3509 (523 amino acids)
Molecular function (GO): protein binding
Source: RefSeq, a predicted model, not a curated record